UGUCUUCGUCUGAUGGAUGUCUUUAAUAAAGGCUUGUAACAUCCUGAAGUCAGCUGCAAAUAAGGACAAUGCUUUUAAGAAGUGACAAUGCUCGACUCUGCAGGACUGAGCUUUGUAACAUUGCUGUCAGUGGUCGGAGCAGCCACAGUAGAGAGAGUGGAGUAUGACUACUUCAGAUACCAUCCCAUGGGAGAGAUCUCUAGCUGGAUGGCUCAGAUUGAGGAUGAAUAUCCUGAGAUUGUGACCGUCACGGAAUAUGGACAAACCUAUGAGAAGAGGACUAUUAGCCUGCUGAAGAUUGGCGUUGAUACAGGAGAAAAGAAGAAAGCUAUCUGGAUGGACUGUGGUAUUCACGCCAGGGAAUGGAUCGCCCCCGCCUUCUGUCAGUACUUUGUCAAACAGAUCCUGGAUGCAUCCAAGAAAGACCCAAAAAUGGAGGAGAUGAUGAAGAACAUGGACUUCUACGUCACCCCUGUUCUCAACAUGGACGGCUACAUCCACUCCUGGUUCAACGAAUCAACUCGACUGUGGAGGAAGAACAGGUCGCCAGGACCCGACGGCUGUGGAUGUUACGGCACCGAUCUCAACCGCAACUUUGAUGCCAACUGGGGAACUGUGGGAGUAUCACACGACUGCUGUGACAUUUUCUAUUGCGGCACCAAAAAACUUUCCGAGCCCGAGGCCCAGGCCGUCACUUAUUUUGUAGGAACCCGGAAGGAAGACUUCCUGGUUUUCCUCAACAUCCACUCCUACGGCCAGCUGCUGCUGUUUCCUUAUGGACACCCAAACUUCACCGCCGACAACGACAAAGAGCUGAUGGAUGUGGGUGUGGCUGCAGCAGACGUCAUUAAGAAAGUCCACGGGAUGAACUACACUGUUGGAGCCUCAGCAGAUGUUUUGUAUCCGAUGUCUGGUUCUUCUAUAGACUGGGCUCGGAUGCAGGGGAUCCCCUACGCCUUCAUCUUUGAGCUCAGAGAUAACGGGACGUACAGCUUCGAACUUCCUCAAGAUCAGAUCAAGCCAACCUGCGAGGAGGCCUACGAGGGAGCCCUGCACAUCAUCACCUACGCCCAUGACAAGACCUUUAACAGUGCUGUGGCAACCGCUGCUGCAACCUUGUGGACCUUACUGUUAGCUGCUGGUGUCACCAGCACCAACCUCAUGUGAGGAGAAACUAAAUAUAUAGCACAUGGGAAGAAGCUGGUCAAAUGUCUUUCACCCGAGAUGAUUUGCAUUUUAAUAGCUGGCAGGGAAGCUUUUUGGGGCCGGAUGUGGCCCGCAGGCCGCCAGUUGAUGGUCACUAAUCUAAAGUAAAUAUCAUGAUAUGAGACAUCAUCAUUUUGGCACCAAAGAGCCCGAAAAAGUUAAAUCUUGUAGCAUAAUUGUUGGCCUUAAUGUGGCAAAGAAAAACUUUUUUUUUGCAUCAUUUUCAUAAAAUUUGUUAUGAAUGCAACAACAACAAUUCAUGUCAUGAAAUCCUAAAGCAGAAAGUUUUCAUCAACGGCAUUUGAAGCCAUUCAUAGUUUUAGUUUGAAAAAAUACUAGUACUAACAAAAGCUGUCAAAGUGUUUCAAUACGGGGCGCAGGUAGCCUAGUGGUUAGUGUGCACACCCCAUGUACUGAGGCUAUAGUCCUAAAAGCAAGUGGCCCCAGUACGUAUCCACCUCCUUCCCUGCAUCGUCAUUCCCCACUCUCUGUCCCUGAUUUCCAACUCUAUCCCAAAAUGAAAAUUAAAAAACAGUACUUUAAUACUUUUUUUAUACCACAUAUUUUAAAACGAUACAAUCUGUUAUCUUUGAAUGAUCCAUUGUAUAAAAGGGUACCAAAACAA
Molecule: messenger RNA, 1831 nt
Organism: Labrus bergylta (ballan wrasse)
Lineage: Eukaryota; Metazoa; Chordata; Actinopteri; Labriformes; Labridae
Product: carboxypeptidase O
Biological process (GO): proteolysis
Molecular function (GO): metallocarboxypeptidase activity; zinc ion binding
Source: RefSeq, a predicted model, not a curated record